ACUCUCUCUCUAUCUCUAUGUCUCUCUCCCUUCCUCUAUCCAUCUCUCUCUCUCAGUUGACGGGAGGUAAUCCCCGCCAUGUGAGAGGGCGGCACGAGCUGUGGAGGUGGGUUGUUUUUCAUUCAAAUCCUGCUGCACCUAUAAAAAGCACAACUCUGUGAGACAGAGGCUGAAAACAGAUGGGAAAAGGUGACUGAUACGAUUGUCUAUAUCUGCCUGCUUACAUUGCCGGCCAGACAUCAUCGGCAGGGCGAGAUGCAGAAGUCUGCAGGUGUCCUGACGGUGCUGGCCCUGAAACACACAGCUCUAUGUCUGGUUCUGCUGCCCCGGUUCCUGCUGGCAGCGCUGAUGCUGUGUCUCCUGGACGUCCUGUGCAUCAGGAGGAAAGUGCUGCUGAAGAUGGAGGGCAGCAGCCCCGAAGACCCGCCUGUCUGCGUCUCCGACUCCAACAAGAUGUUCACCCUGGAGUCGCUCAGGGCCGUGUGGUACGGGCAGAAAUUAGACUUUUUCAAAUCGGCGCACCUUGGACUUAUCGCGCCCAACACUGAGGUUGUGCAGCUGCAGGAGCGGCGCAGGGUCAGGGUCCUAGACUAUGUGAAAGGGAGGAGACCUCUCAUCCUCAACUUCGGCAGUUGCUCCUGACCACCGUUCAUGACGCGCCUGGCUGCGUUUCAGCGCGUCGCGAGCCAGUAUGCGGACAUCGCCGACUCCCUGCUUGUAUAUAUCGAGGAGGCGCAUCCCUCGGACGGCUGGGUGAGCUCCGACGCGCCAUACCAGAUCCCCAAGCACUGCUGUCUGGAGGACAGACUGAAAGCCGCUCAGCUGAUGCACUCGGAGGUUCCCUGCAGCAAUGUGGUAGUGGAUACUAUGGACAACUCGUCCAACGCGGCUUACGGAGCCUAUUUUGAGAGACUUUAUAUCCUGAGGGAUGAGCGGGUCGUGUAUCAGGGGGGCAGGGGACCGGAGGGCUACCGGAUAUCAGAGCUGAGGAACUGGCUCGAGCAAUACCGGAAUGAUUUGGAGAAUUCCAGCAGAACAGUGGUGGUCCACGUUUAACUUAAAGAUAACCAUUAGGCGCGUGAAGUGUCCACACGGUGAAGAAGUAUUCAGAUGCUGCUACAAACUCUUGACACACUGCACAUAUGACUAGGCCUAUACAUGUUGUUUUGGUUCAGAAGCAUUAUAGCAUUAUUACACAUAUCAGUAAUGUAUAUUAUGAUGUAAAACGCACGAUAGGCUUAGUUGUUCAGUUGUGCUCGUCUUGACACUCAUUAUUUGUUUGGUUGUUUGUUUUUGUAAGGAGCUGUCUUUGAUUUGAACCUGUGCAAAAGUUUUGCUUAUUUCAGUUUGACCUUCAUUCUUGAUUGUGAUCACUUUAUUUUUUAUACUAUAUGGUCUCUACUUUGGUGUGUGGUGUGUGUGUGUGUGUGUGUGGUGUGUGUGUGUGUGUGUGUGUGUGUGUGUGUGUGUGUGUGUGCUCGCGUGCUUGUGUCUGAAAGGCUAAUACCUUUUACUCUAGUGUUGUUGUGAAGUUCAGUUUUUAAAUGGUUUUAAACCAGAAAACUGAUACUGAUGUUGUUUGAUACUAGAGUACUUGGCGACUAGCAAUGUCCUCAACAAAAUGUUCUGUAAAUUGUGUAUAUUUUACUGAACAAAUAUUUGUAAUAAAAUGUUAGAACACAUUGAUCUUA
Molecule: messenger RNA, 1691 nt
Organism: Salvelinus sp. IW2-2015
Lineage: Eukaryota; Metazoa; Chordata; Actinopteri; Salmoniformes; Salmonidae
Source: RefSeq, a predicted model, not a curated record